Messenger RNA from Propithecus coquereli (Coquerel's sifaka), 1096 nucleotides. It is a transcript of the gene SYCE1, whose product is annotated as synaptonemal complex central element protein 1. The coding region runs from base 104 to 1096 and encodes 330 amino acids. Lineage: Eukaryota; Metazoa; Chordata; Mammalia; Primates; Indriidae. The transcript has 13 exons. Gene Ontology annotation, cellular component: synaptonemal complex. The record is from RefSeq and is a predicted model, not a curated record. Gene Ontology annotation, biological process: synaptonemal complex assembly.
GCACUGCGCAGGCGCACUGCAAAGCGUCCCUGCCCCCGGCAAAGGUUUGGUCCAAUCACCAGUCGAGGCGCCAAAAGCAUCGGCGCUGGACAGCUGAGAGGAAAUGGCGGGCAGGUCCGGGCCUUCGAAGGCAGAUUCCGCGGGAGCCAUGGAACGGGCUGAAAAGGCCGGAGGGCAAGACACGUCCUCACAGAAAAUUGAAGACUUAAUGGAAAUGGUGAAAAAGCUGCAGAAAGCGGGAAGCCUAGAGCCCCGUGUAGAGGUCCUGAUGAACCGGAUUAAUGAGACUCAGCAAGCAAAAAAGAAAGCAAAUGCAGAGCUAGGAGAGGCUCGGACCAUCUCGGAGGCCCUGCAGAAGGAACUGGACUCACUGCGUGGAGAGAAAGUACGACUGAAGGAGAUCUUGAACAAAAAACAAGAGACCCUGAGGCUCCUCCGGCUGCACUGCCAGGAGAAGGAAAGUGAGGCACAGAGGAAGCACACCGUGUUGCAGGAGUGCAAGGAGAGAAUUUCUGCCCUGAACUCCCAGAUUGAGGAAGAGAAGAACAAACAGAGGCAGCUGAGGUUGGAUUUCGAGGAACAGCUGGAGGAUCUGAUGGGCCAGCACAAGGAUCUCUGGGAAUUCCACAAGCCGGAGCAGCUGGCAAGGGAGAUUUGUGCCCUGGACAGCAGCAAGGAGCAGCUGCUCAAGGAAGAGAAGCUGGUUGAGGCAAAGCUGGAGGAUGUGAAGCAUCGACUGUGCUCCCUGUGUGGGACCGAGAGUCCCUCUACCAUCACUGAAGGGCUCUUCCUUCGCAGCCAGGAGGCUGCAGCAGCAGUGCAGCUGUUCCAGGAGGAGAACAGGAAGGCUGAGGAUCUCCUGGCAGCUGCUGCCCAGCACCACCAGCAGCUGCAGCAGAAGUGCCACGAACUGCAGCAGAAGCGGCAGAGACUGAAGGAAGAGCUGGAAAAGCACAGGGUGCAGGCCCCUGCCCAAGCCCACGGCAUGCAAGAGGAAGGGGCUGACCCAGGAGAGGGGGCCAGUCCCAAGCCCCUAAAAGUCCAUGAGGAGAAAGACCUGGAGCCAUCCACCGAGCACGGACUGAUGCUCUCCUAG